Molecule: messenger RNA, 477 nt
Organism: Solanum verrucosum
Lineage: Eukaryota; Viridiplantae; Streptophyta; Magnoliopsida; Solanales; Solanaceae
Product: SKP1-like protein 11
Exons: 1
Coding region: 1-477 (158 amino acids)
Biological process (GO): SCF-dependent proteasomal ubiquitin-dependent protein catabolic process
Cellular component (GO): cytoplasm; nucleus
Molecular function (GO): cullin family protein binding
Source: RefSeq, a predicted model, not a curated record
AUGGCUUCAAAAAAGUUGAUCUUGAAAUCAUCUGAUGGUGAUGAAUUUGAGAUUGAAGAAUCGAUUGCGGUUCAGUCUGGAACGAUAAAAAAUAUGGUUGAUGACGAUUAUACCCUCAUCCCAUUGCCUAAUGUGAAUACUCAAAAACUAAUUCUAAUUAUUGAGUACAUGAAUAAGCAUGCGGAGAAGACGGAUUCAAACGAAGAAGAAAUUAAGGAAUUUGAUAAGGAAUUUUUGAAGGAUAAGAACUAUCAAAACAUGUUUGAACUUGUAGUUGCGGCAAAUUAUCUUCACAUUAGCGAUUUGAUCAAUUUGUUGUGUCAGACGAUAGCUGAUAGAAUUAAGAACAAGUCUGUGAAGGCUAUUAGGGAGAUAUUUGGUGUUAUUAAUGAUUAUACGCCAGAAGAAGAAGAAAGGGUUCGUGAAGAACAUAAGUGGGCUCAUGAAGGAGAAGAAAUUGAUGAAUCUCUUGAUUAG